Molecule: messenger RNA, 2472 nt
Organism: Colletotrichum destructivum
Lineage: Eukaryota; Fungi; Ascomycota; Sordariomycetes; Glomerellales; Glomerellaceae
Product: Putative sorting nexin/Vps5-like, AH/BAR domain superfamily, PX domain superfamily
Exons: 6
Coding region: 366-2228 (620 amino acids)
Biological process (GO): retrograde transport, endosome to Golgi
Molecular function (GO): phosphatidylinositol binding
Source: RefSeq, a predicted model, not a curated record
CAACAGGCCCUGGAGGUGGCUUCGUCAUUGCCUGCUUCUCCAGCUGGAAUGGCUCUUGCUACUACUCCCCGGAGCUUACCUUAGUCCAACCUCUCGCAGCAACCCCCGAUCGCCUCUCCCCACGCAGCCCGACAACAGACCCAAGGUCUUUGCUGUACCUCUCUUCUUCAACCUGACACUGCAAUUACCCACCGCUUGAUUGUCGCAUGCCAACAGACAAGGCUACAUCACCCCUCCCCCGCAACUUCCGGCUCAGCUGCGCAUUCUUGUGUCGCGCAUCCUGACUGAGACCGCAAACCCUUUUGCACGAUAUUCAAGCGGUCUACAUCUUUGUUUGACGCCCCAUUCAAACCAAGACCUACGCAAUGUGGAACGAUGAGGACAACAACCCUUAUGCCGAGGGCUUCGACCGGAGAGACAGCUUGACUUCCUCUUCAGCCAACCCGGCUUCUCCUACCACUCGUGAGUACCAGCGAUUCGACAUCCCGCAGACCCCGUCGACCACGAGCGACGAGGCCCCCCAGAACCGCCCCCACGACGAUAGCGAGGUUGAGAGCAGUGACAAUGAGCCGAUCGCUAGAGACAGAGGCGAUAUUGUCCCGCUCCCGAAGCCCGGUGGCUACGAGAGUCGAGUCGAGCAGAUCCUCUGGGAGAACCCGUCGGUCACUAUCCUCAUUACGGAUGCGGGAAAGAGCGCGGAGAGCGGAGGAAAAUAUAUCGUCUACACCAUCCGGACAGGCAACCUCGAAGUCCGCCGGCGCUAUUCCGAGUUCGCUUCUCUUCGCGAAGCGUUGACCCGACUUCAUCCUACGCUGAUCAUCCCGCCUAUUCCCGAGAAGCACACCAUGGCCGACUACGCUGCUAGCCCGACGAACGCGAAGCAAGACCAGCAGAUUAUUGACCUGCGCAAGCGCAUGCUCGCUGUCUUCCUCAACCGAUGCCGACGAAUGGACGAGGUCCGAAGCGACGGUGUCUGGUGGAGAUUUCUUGACCCUAAUGCCAGCUGGAGCGAGGUAUUGCAUUCCCAUCCGGUGGCCUCGAUACCCAAAUCCGUCCUGAAGGCACCCCCCUUGGACCCCGCAAACCCUACGCCUGCUCACAAUUUCCUUCCCGUACCAGCGACCUCAGCUAAACUAAAGACGACGGGCGGCCCUGGUGUCGACCCUGGAGCAAUCUCUGGUACAGGUCCCCACGUCUUCGGCCGUUUCCCCCCGGACAGCCACACCCUGAGUGAGCAGGAGCUUGACCCGUACUUCAUUACGUAUGAGGCUUCGAUUAAGGAGCUGGAGCAGCUGCUGUCUGGUUCUAUGGAGAAGGUCAACCGCCGGACUUUGAGCCACCUAUCCGCCCUUGCUGCGGAUCUUUGUGAGCUGGGCUCCAAGUUCAAUGCGUUUGCGCUUUCCGAACAAGCACCUUCACUUGGACCAGCCCUGGAGAGGGUUGGCCAAGCGGCGGACUCCUCUUAUAUCGCAACGGAGGAGCUCUCCGGCUCACUUGGCGCCAGCUUUGCGGAACCAAUGCGCGAGAAUGCGCAGUUCGCAGGCGUGGUUCGCAGCGUGCUGAAGUACAGGGUGCUGAAGAGGGUGCAGCAGGAGCAGACGAGCGACGAACUCAGUAAGAAGAUUGCAUUGCUCGACCAGCUGGAGCGAAGCGAAGCGGAGGCCAAGCGCAUCGAGCAGUACCUGAGCAGCAGCCAGCAGAUUGCGCCAGCGCCGAAGCGAUCAACCAGUCUUAGGGAGGCCAACUCUUCACACCACCAGCGGGAGGGCAGCGCCGAGGACACGGCGUCUAUUGACUCGGACUUUCCGCCCACCCACGGCGAGCCGGUGCCCACCGCAAGUCAAGGGGUUCCCCAGCGAAGCAACUCAACGCCUGGCCAUAAGAAGGCCGCAAGCAGCAAUUCGAUUACGAACAAAAUCUUUGGUCCGAUCCGUCAUGCCAUUCAAGGUGUAGCUGACGUCGACCCCGAGAGAACCCGCCGUGACAUGAUUGGGAAAACACGCGAGAGCAUUGAGCAGCUGGAGCAGGCAAAGGUCGUGUCCGAGCACGACGUCAAGGAGGCCAGCGCCAGUAUCCUGAAGGACUUGAAGCGAUUCCAGUCAGAGAAGGAAGAGGACUUGCGUCGAUACAUGUUGGCCUACGCCAAAAGCCAGAUCGAAUGGGCAAAGAAGAACAAGGAGACCUGGGAGGAUGCCAAAACCGAAGUCAGCAAGAUUGAUGAGAGCUAGGGAGUUGGUGAGGGGAGGGCGACAGGCAGGAAAUGAGCCCACGCAAUAAGAUCAGAACAGCCCUGGCCCAAGACCAUGGACGGGACUGUUUGCAGUAAUACGACGAGGCGUUGAGUCUGCAGGGUUGGGUUGAUGGUUUGCUCGUCAAUUGACGUAGGUUAGCAAAGCUCGCUUGGCGUUUGCGAGGGGAUUUUCCAUUCGUAAAAGCCCUGGAAUCGGUAGUGGAAGUAAUUUAAUCAAACGA